CAAAUGUUUAACAAACUUAAUUUCCGUAAAAGGAAGACAAAAAUUUUCGAUGUGUGCGCGCCCUUAAAAGGAGUAGAUUUGGAUUUCACUUUCUAUGGAUCAAAGUAAAAACUUUAUUCAGAACGUGGGCAAUAUCUCUGGCCAACUGAAUAUCAGACAAUUGGAAAGAUCUGCUAUGGCCUACAAGCGGCUGUGCUUUGAAUUGGAGUCAAUAAACAGUCCACAACCGACUCCAUCCAUUGCUCCACCUUCUCCUCCUCUGACCCCUAUCACCACUCAGGGGCUUCGAGCAAGUGCAUCGGAAUUUGUGCCACAAGUGCCGCUCAACAGCGACAGAAUUCCGACCGAUAUGGAGAAUGAACAAGAUGAGUACUCGGAUGAUGAUGGCUACGAUGUUGAACGCGCCAUGAGAGCUCCCAAGCCCGCAAUCUAUGGCCUUCGGUAUUACAAUAAUCACUAUGAUUCCGAGGAUGUGAGUGAGAAUCACUUAGAGGCGGAAAAGAAGAGAAAGUUUAGCUAUAGGGCUCCAAAGUUCCGCCCAAAUCAACCAUCUGGGCGUCCUCUAAAAACUGAAUCAAGUUCAGUAUCCGCUACGCCCGCGGAAUUUUCCAAUGGACAGCCGCAUUUUAAAGGACCCUAUAUGCCACUCCUGCAGCAUCGUAUCGCCAAUGCUGAGGCUUACGGGCUUAUCAGGGGUCCCAACGAACGGAACAGUCUGCUUCUAGAAGACAUGGUUAAGCAGCUGGCCCGUCUAGAACACUGUCCCUUCAAUCUUAAUUCGCUUUUUCGGGGCAGAAGCCCACAGAACAACUCAUCAUAGAUAGCCUAGUAUUCUCAAUUAAAUUUGAAGAGUUUCUUAAUAAAAGAAGGCGCUGAAUUAGUCGUCGAAUUGCUAUUCA
Molecule: messenger RNA, 899 nt
Organism: Drosophila eugracilis
Lineage: Eukaryota; Metazoa; Arthropoda; Insecta; Diptera; Drosophilidae
Exons: 2
Coding region: 95-820 (241 amino acids)
Source: RefSeq, a predicted model, not a curated record